UUAAUAAUGUUACUAAUCAUUCUGCAGCUUUACAUAUAUUCCUUAUUCCGAAGUAAAGCGACAAAUUGUGCGUUAAGCCGACAACAAUUAUAAUCGCGAUUCAUAUAUUUUUGGCCUUUUUGGUCGUCUGCCUACCCGUACAUUAAUUGGUGGAUGCCUGGUGACGUCUGGUCGGGGGGUGUUUGAGGUGGUAGGGUAAUUUGCUAGAUGUUUGUCGCAGACGUUCCAUUUUGAGAUAUAAAUUCGUUUAUACUUCAGUGUUGUGCUAAAGUAUUUGUUUGGCUAGAUUGUAUUCCGGUUUACCAGGUAGUCGCGGCUGUUUCUGAAAAACGUCGUGUUGUGUAUAAAUGCUAUGUCCAUCCUGGUUGAUUCUUUGCCAGCUAAAUAAUUAUAAGUAAAAUAUAACCACUUACCUUGGUAAAGAAAUUGAGCAAAACAGUGUUGACCAAUUUGCCUAGCUAAGUACGGGAUUAUAUGCAGUUGAAAUGUAUAGAAUACGUGCACAAACUAUUUGAACUAACUUGUAAUAUACUGUGUGUUCCAAGUACGGUAAUGCAACUAGCGUUUAACCGCAAGGCAAAAACUAGCCUGUAUUUUGCGUCCGACUUAUUUUGUCAUUAUUUUGCUACGGAAUAAAUACUAGGUCGGAGAUGUUGCACAUAAAAUGUAACUUCUUAUGACCGACCCCCCGAUUCUGUACAUGUGGCUAAACGGACAAAUGUCUGAUUCGCUUUACAUAUGAACUGUUGUUCUAUCGACCAAUGGUACCUAUCGAAACGUGCCAUCGAGCCUUUAUGCGCAUGUGCAGUCCCACCGUUUUGGGAUUAGGGUUAGGUUUUAGGGGUUAGGGCUUUAGGGGUUUUUUUGGGUUAUGGCUAGGGCUAUCGAUUAGGACUACGGUAGCCUAACUCGACAAAGUAGCUCAACUUGUCAGAACACCGUUACUAAGAUUUAUCUUCGGUUGCAGUUCUGUGUCAUCCCUGAUCGGGGUCUCCAGUCAUGAAGCCACCCUCCCGUCGGCGAGAAAUACCGCAGCGUUUCAUGCGGCAACAGCCUGAGCGCCUCAAAGUUCGUGGUGACUGGUGUGGAUGGAGUCGGGCCGAGAGGCGUCGGCUGAUGAUUGAACUGAGAAAGCAGUCCUGCAAGCCUGAAUUAGACAUUAAUAUCCUGAAGGAGAAACUCCCCAAGCGGUCUACGAUAGAGAUCACCAGCUUCCUGCAAAAACUGAAGAGUCGUGUUGGGAAGAUGGUGGCAACCUAUGUUCAACGCCAGCUACGGGAGGAGCGGUUGGCCCGGGUACCUACACAGGUGUGGGAGAAGCUUGCGCAGGACAUGGCUGGCUCAAUGGAAGAGGCCAUCUCUUCCGCUUUCUCUCAGAUGUUGGUGAUUGGAGCCACAGAGCCUUGCAGCCUCUUACAUUCCUUACCUCCUUGUUCCCUCGACUCCUCUGAGCCCUCAAGUUCUGGUGUGCGUACCAUUACCCGGAAAUCUUUGUCCAGAUCUGCUUCCCCAAAGGCAGUCAGCCCAAGCCUUAAGAGCCCCGCUCAGGGGAAGCCGUGCUCCUCCUCCACCGAUCAGCAGCCUGAACCAGCUCAGCAGGCAUUCCUGAGCCAUUUCCGCAAGUCGGAACACACUGUGAAUUUUGAAAACAUUUAUCGUUUUUUAAAUGCGCUCAGCAAGAAGGCGAAAGAGCCCACUCUCACUGCUAUGGAGAGUGGAGUGGUAUUAGACCUGCUGUUAUCCUUGCCAGAAGAGCUCCCUCUGCUUGACUGCCAGGAACUGCAGCAUCAUCUGUGCCAGAUACAUGCACAGCUCAAUGCAACUGCAGAGGAGCCACAUCCCUGCGGCAGACAGGGCUCUAAUCCAAUCAGUUCAUCUGUUGUUCACAUGCCCCCUUCAGAGAAAGAUGUACAAACAGAGGACAAUUCUACCAAUAAGCAACAUGGACAAACUGAUGUGUCAGAAUCUUCAAAUACCUCAGCCUCUGAGUUGGUUGGUGAUAGAGCCUGCUGUUCCCAUGGGGAUGAAGAUGCUGGCCAUUCAUUGAAGAACUCUCUAAAUCAAACCAAUCAAAAGGAGGAUGAAAAAGACAGAGCUGCAAAAGGAAGCCCAGGACAACAAAGAGAUACUUUGGCUAAUGCUGGCACCAUGACAAUGCAGAUCCAGACAGAAUCCAACCAAAAUGCCCCUACAUCACCUCCAAGCCCUAGGACAGACAAAGCCAACUGGGCAAAUGUGGGACACUGCCCAAUGAACCCCUUCAUGAUUCCUCUUAAGCUACUGGCACGGUCUGCAACUCCACUUAUGGAAGAUGGCCCUUAGCUCCAGUUUUCAUGGAUUAUAAACUAACAUGCCAGCCAGAUGUCUGUCAGACUAAUUGAGUAUUGAAUUCCAGUCAAGUAUGAAGGACUUUUUCCUCUUCUAGGCAUUCACGAUAUUUGGUUGUUGAGCUAUUGUGUUUAUUUUUUUAUGAAUAUUAAAGAUCAUUUUAAUGUGAAAA
Paramormyrops kingsleyae is the source of this 2500-nucleotide messenger RNA. RefSeq names its product small nuclear RNA activating complex, polypeptide 2 (gene snapc2). Gene Ontology annotation, cellular component: nuclear body. Gene Ontology annotation, molecular function: RNA polymerase II general transcription initiation factor activity. Lineage: Eukaryota; Metazoa; Chordata; Actinopteri; Osteoglossiformes; Mormyridae. Gene Ontology annotation, biological process: snRNA transcription. The record is from RefSeq and is a predicted model, not a curated record.